AUGGCAUCAUCAACGUUAUCUUCUCUCUCCUCAACCUUUUCACUACCGUUGCAUCACAGUUUAUCCGCAAACUUGAAAACUUGUUCUCAAUUUCCCAACAAAACUUCGGGUUUUAUGGUUUUUGCUCAAAAGAAAACAAAGAAAACUCGAAAGAUAAUACUAAAGGAAGAUAUGGUUAAUAUUGGAAAGAAAGGGCAACUUCUUGAUGUGAGGGCUGGGUUUUUCAGAAAUUUCCUCUUUCCAACUGGCAAGGCUCAACUUGUAACUCCUGAUAUACUCAAGGAAAUGAAGAUAGAAGAAGAAAGAAUUGAGGCUGAGAAACAACGGGUAAAAGAAGACGCACAGCAACUUGCUAUAAUUUUUGAAUCUGUUGGGACUUUCAAGGUGAAGCGUAAAGGUGGUAAAGGAAAACAGAUCUUCGGAAGUGUUACGGCUCAAGAUCUUGUGGACAUAAUAAAGGCACAACUUCAAAGGGAGGUGGACAAGAGAAUUGUUGAUCUUCCGGAGAUCAGAGAAACAGGAGAAUAUAUUGCAGAGUUAAAACUUCACCCAGAUGUUACAGCUAAAGUGAAGGUGAAUGUUAUAGCUAACUAA
This is a messenger RNA of Vicia faba (fava bean), 594 nucleotides long. NCBI's taxonomy places the organism in Eukaryota, Viridiplantae, Streptophyta, Magnoliopsida, Fabales, Fabaceae. The record is from the annotation of a GenBank genome assembly.